AUGAUAGAUGGUGAAUUGCCAAGGGUAUUUCCGACUCAACAAGCAAACAAAUUCAAUGUGUACAUGUCAACAUUAUCAAGGUUAUUCAAGAGCAUCAAGCAAAAAAUGAAUGAGGGGAAUGUAAUUGAUGUCAGGUCCACGAAAUUGCGCAGAUGUUGUCCUAAACCAAGAGAAUAUUCAGAUGACUGGUUGAUGUUAGUUCCACUAUACAAUAGGACCACUGAAAGAAGCUAUGCAACAGCUUUGAAAAUUUCUCGUGUCACAUUGCAUAAUUUAAGGAAGAAGGGGAGGCUCAAAACACACAAAAGUAGCAACCAUUCAGCCCUUACCUCUAACCACAAGAUUGCAAGGAUUAAGUGGGCUUUAGCUCACAUAAAUCCCAUACUAGCAGAUGCAAAUCCAACAUUUGUUGAUAUGCAACAAGUUAUACAUAGUGACGAAAAAUGGUUCUACUUGAACCUAAAGGAAAUAAGCUACUACAUUCAAGAAAGUAUGGGAUAUUUUUUUGUGUACACCACAAGGGCAAAGAAAAAGGGCAAGAACAGGGAGGCAGGGACUCUUGAAACAGAAAAUGUCCAGAGUGUCAACAAAGUAGCCAUCACGAAAAUGUUAAUGAAGCAUAUAAUUCCAGCAAUACAGACACAAUGGCUUGAAAGUCUACCAAAGGAUGUGAUAAUUCAGUGGGAUAAUGCUAAGCCUCAUCAAAUCCCAAUGGAUGAUGAGUUCAGAGUAGCAUGUCAAACAAAUUGA
Chenopodium quinoa (quinoa) is the source of this 750-nucleotide messenger RNA. RefSeq lists its product as uncharacterized. The transcript is spliced from 2 exons. The record is from RefSeq and is a predicted model, not a curated record. Gene Ontology annotation, molecular function: nucleic acid binding. Bases 1 to 750 code for a protein of 249 amino acids. NCBI's taxonomy places the organism in Eukaryota, Viridiplantae, Streptophyta, Magnoliopsida, Caryophyllales, Amaranthaceae.